Messenger RNA from Rhineura floridana, 4227 nucleotides. It is a transcript of the gene POC5, whose product is annotated as POC5 centriolar protein. Gene Ontology annotation, cellular component: centrosome. Lineage: Eukaryota; Metazoa; Chordata; Lepidosauria; Squamata; Rhineuridae. The transcript has 13 exons. The coding region runs from base 120 to 1766 and encodes 548 amino acids. The record is from RefSeq and is a predicted model, not a curated record.
AAAAGGAUUGGGACCAAUCACAGCCAUCCUUUCUUUCAGUACUGGCAGUUUGAAACUGUCAGGCUUCUUUGGCUGGGGAAGCGAGCAGCGGAGAUUGCUGAGGAGUACCUUAAUGCAGGAUGUCAUCAUCUGAAGAGAAAAGCACAAGUCCAAUUUUGCCAAAAGACUCUGAUCGAGGGAGUUCUGUCUCUUCAGAUCUUCAGGAUGAAUAUGAAGAGCUGCUUCGUUACGCUGUAGUUACCCCAAAGUUUGAACCUAGUGUAUUGCGGCAGUCGGAUCACAUAGAGGUUCGUGAGAAGUCUGCAGGAAGAAUUCCAGUAAUGGAUGAACGCAGACAUGAAACUUCAGCAAUGAGUCAAAGGAGACAUGGAAGAACUUCUGAUUUUGCAACAUCUACUCGGACAACAAGGAUAGAAGUUUCAACAUCAGUAAAGGAGCCAGCUCAUACAAACAUGGAGGGACUUUGCCCAGUCCAUUCAGAAGAAAGUUCUUCACAAGGGUCCUCAUCUAGUCAAAGAGAUCUUCAGGAGUCAAAUGUGACUGAUUUAAGUAUUUCAGACGAAAGAGUGACCCAGAUAGAGAGCAUACUUGAUCUCUGGAGUGGAAGUCUUAAGACCAAUGUUCUGACUGAACUGAGGAAAUGGAAACUUCAUUUCAUUGAACAUCACACACUGGAAAUGAGACAAGAAAGAGAAAAACAUGCAGCUCAUGUGAGACAGUUGACCAAUCAGAUGGAGAAUCUGAAGGAGCUGCUGCAUACAUACGAGAUUUCAAUAGGGAGAAAAGACGAGGUAAUUGCCAAUUUGACACAUGCGAUUGAGAAACAAAAGGAUAGGAUAGAACUAAUGAAGAAAUUCACAAAGUGGCGCCUUCAGCAUUUCACAGGCAAACAAGAAGCCAGACAGGAGAUAUACACGCACAGGCUGGCUGAUCGGUUAUAUGAAAUGGGUUUAUUAAAGAAAGCAUGGGGAACUUGGCGCUCUCGCAUCCAUAUAAAAUGGAAAGAGACUAUGGAAAGGGCCUGUCAAUCAAGUGCUGAAUCUGUACGUGUUUCACUAUCCAAUACCUACCAAACUCAAAUUCAAGAGUUAAAUACUGCACUGGAGGAGGCAAGAGCGGAGAUCUUAGAAAUGCAGAACAAGAGACACGAUUAUGAGGAUGCCAUGAAGAAGGCCUUCAUGCGUGGAGUCUGUGCGUUGAAUCUGGAAGCAAUGACCAUAUUUCAGGGCAAAGAGUUUAAAUUUGACCAUGUGAUUGAUCUCUCAGAUAAGAGAACAGAACCUGGUGCUGGCAUUGGUGGUUCUGGUGGUCCUACAGCAAAACUUCCUCCAUCUCAAUUCGAUCGGCCUUUACCCCCACCCUCCUCCUCGUCGCAGCCGCCUCCUCCUCCUCCUCCACAUCAUCCAACCACGGCUCCAGGUUCUCUUCCUGUAGAGGAUUUGUUUUCUUCUCAUCACAGCCAUGCAGUCACCUCUCAGACCAGAUUAGACUCAGCUGCUACUUUAAUAGCCUCCGGUGCUGCUACAGGAUCAGGCGUUGUAUUCAUUCCCAAACUGUCGUCGGGUAGGGUUGUAACUUCAGCACAGCAGAAGGCUGGAAGAACGAUCACUGCUCGAAUCACUGGCCGAUCUGAUUUUGCCCCAAAGAAUCGGAUUUGCAGUAACCUAGAUGUGUUAGGCGUUUCUCCUCCUAUGAAUUCUGUUGUUGUGGAAAAACAUCACCCUGUCACUCAAAUAAAUCUGUUGUAUUCUCCCAUGAUUUGCUGAGACAUCUGUCAAUAUGCCUGUUAAAUGCCUCUAAAGUGCUAUCUUGAUGCUCUUCAAAGCAAACAGGACAAAUGAAGAUCUGAUGGUCAUCACUAUCCUCUAUUUGUUCAACUGAUGUCACUGAUGAUUUCAUAUCUUGCAGAUUCUGCUUGUUUGAAGACUUAUUUAAAGAAGUUCCUUGAUUAGUUUGCUCUCUUGUAGCUCUCUUUUUACUGAAAAAACUCACACUCUCAGAAGCAUUUGGAACAUGUUCCUCAACCAAUUUCCUAGAAAAAAGCCUAGUAACACUGACUGGUUUUCCAGGCUCUAGGAAAUUAACAAUGCUUUUUUGUUGGUAUUUCUUUUCUUCUUCAUUUAGAAAACUUGAUACUCGUAUACCUGAAUAUGACAAACAAGCAACAUAAAGCUGAAUGGCAACAGAGUUUAAAAGUCUAAUGAAAAUCAAUAAAACAUAGGCACAUGCAAUUUGAUGCAGAAUUGCAGCAAUAAUUCCCUACAAAUUGAGACAAACUUCUGCAAAUAGAUAAUUUGAAUAAACCUCACUAUGAAGGCCUUAAGAUCUGCAUGCUAUUCCUAACCAUGAAUGUCAGAGCUUCUAAAACAUUGCUGCAACAGAAUGAAGUAGAAAAAGAGGAAGGCCAAAGAAGAGAUGGAUUGAUUCCAUAAAGGAAGCCACAGACCUGAACUUACAAGAUCUGAACAGGGUGGUUCAUGACAGAUGUUCUUGGAGGUCACUGAUUCAUAGGGUCGCCAUAAGUCGUAAUUGACUUGAAGGCACGUAACAACAACAAAAUGUUGUACUUCAACAUAUGUUAAGCCACACAUUUCAUUAAGGAAAAGGAAUAUUAUAAAAUAAGGGAGUAAGUGUUAAAACAAUAUUUAUAGAAGAAAGUUUAGAACUCAAAAUAAAGUGUCCUUCCUGGUGUCAAGAAUUAGCUAAGUCUUAAGAAGCAAAGAUUAAGAGAGUUUGCUAUGGUAGUGUGCUUUAUGGUAAAUCUAAUAUUUAUAUUUUUGUGUUACUGGGAAUUUUUGGUAAGGAAGGGCUGAGUAUCAGAACAAAAAUUAAAUGGGUAAAGAAACAGAAAAGUAUUAUGACAAAAGCCAUGAACAAUAGGCUUGAAUUCAUACAAUAUAUUCUUAUUUUGAAUCCUGGAGCUUUCUGCUGACCCAACCUUAAAAGGUUUUCAGUUCAGUCUCCAAAAACAUGAUGAUCUGCUUUCUUUUCUUUUAAGUGGAAACUGAGAUUCUAUGAAAUCAAAUUUUGCAUGGAAUUCCCUUGCAUACAAUGGUGGAAGCAAUUCAUACACAAUGUAGCACCAAACCUUUCCUCUUUAGAAAACCAAGUAAUUGCAAAUCAGUUGCGAAUGUUAUUUGAAAGGAAGGAUCCUUAUACAGAACAUUUUAACAAUUCAUUUUACAACAAUGGUGAUUCUUGGAGUUUGCCAAGAACAAAAAUAUUUAAGAAUGGAAAUGUAACACACAAUGACAGUCUUUUCUUCUAAACAUCCAGCACUACUAUAUUGCACACAGGAUUCUAACAGUCAGUACAACUGUUGAAAUGAUACUUACCCAUCAGUCUUAGGCGCAAAGGUUGUGGGGCCACAGCCUCCAUUUCUAACCUUAACAAGUCUUUAGCAACAGCAAAUAUUUCUUCUUGAGUAGAAACAGCAGACAGUACUGUAGAAGCUCUUGUCUUUACUUCGAAGUUUACAUUCUUCAACUUUAAAGUAACAGUUCUAGCCUAUAAAAACCAACAGAAUUUUAGGACUUUUAAUAAAAUAUUCAUAUUCUGAGAUUAUAGAUUUAGCAAUAAGGCAAUCAAAGCCCUUGUAGUGAAUUUUUCAAAGGUAACUGUACUCACUGAUAUUUCCAUUAUGCUUUUUUAUAUUUAGAGCUCUCAAGCAACUGAUCAUUCAACUGUCUUAAUUUUGUUCAGUCACAUAAAAAGAAUUAUCUGCAUUCCUCUGCCAUAUUUUAAUAUGAUCAAGAAAUAAAAGCCAGGGUAGGUCUACACAAACAAAAACAGGUUCAAUUCUUAGUGGGCUCUAGUAAAGUUUUAUGAGUCAAAAUAAAUAUGAUGCAAAUCAACAAGUCAAAGUCUUAAGGGAGGGACAAAGUCUAUUUUUCUGAAGAAACAAUGCAGGGGACUGGAUGCCAUUUACUGUUAUGUGGGUAAAGUAAAGUAUAGCCCUUGUGGGCAUAACUGUACUGGAAGGACAACCUUGCCAUGGCCCUGGUAGACCCAGCUUUCACCGAGAGGGAUCCCUGGGAGUGAACACAAUGUAUUUCUCCAAGAAGAACCCGCAGAAGUGUAUUGCAAUGUGUCUUCCUGGGCUUUCUCCAGUGUAAAAUCCUCUCUCCAUUCUUUCUGCUCAUAAUAAUAAUAGGCAUUUUGCUACUGGAUUGAAAUAAAAUACCUGCAUAGUUGUGAAUUUGAGGAAAAUAAACAUGAAGAGCACUG